This is a messenger RNA of Danio aesculapii, 1675 nucleotides long. It is a transcript of the gene c21h18orf54, whose product is annotated as chromosome 21 C18orf54 homolog. NCBI's taxonomy places the organism in Eukaryota, Metazoa, Chordata, Actinopteri, Cypriniformes, Danionidae. The record is from RefSeq and is a predicted model, not a curated record.
UUAUUUUUCCUCCCUGUAUUGUGUUCAGUUCUGAAGUCGAGUCUGACGGACAGAGAGCUGAGUUUCUUGAAUAUCCCCACCAGGAGAGACUGUGACGGGCUCAGUUUGACCACUGAUGACCUGUUGGAUCUCCCGAAUGAUGGUUCUCUCCCAGUGACGCGCACCUCCGCCCUCCUGACCCGAUCUGAGAGCUUUCCAGUGGGACACAGCUUCAACUCUCGGCCCUGCUCUCAUCUGCGGCCUACUUUUCCCAAAUGCUCUCUGUGUCCACCUGCAGAGCUGGCAAAAACCAUCCAUGGUGGCCAUUUACGAUCACACCGUCAAGCUCCGCCUCCGAAUAUCCGCCCACAUAAUCGGAGGCUUCCAUUAGACACGCCCACAUACCGGAAUUUGCCACGCUGGAUGAGCAGCCACAGAGUUCCCCCAUGGGUCACGGAGCUGGAGGAGAGCAGAAGUCAGACAGAGGUCAAAAGUCACUCAGGAGAAGCCAUCAGCCUGAGGGAGCUGCGUUAUCAACACAUACACUCACACGCACUCCAGACGGCAAACACACCACCACUUUUCAAAGACGAUAGGAUUGGUUCUCUGAUCUCAAGAGCCGAGCGGAUGUUAAGUUCUCCAUCAUUUGCUGUCAGUGAAGCGGUAAAAGAGCUCAAUACUUCAGCAGACACAGAAGAGGCGCUGGACGCAGACCGGUCCUGGGACAAUCCGCCGGUAGCAUUUAAAUCUCCAGUGCCAGUGGGCAUCGCUGAAGAGCCGCCAGCAGCUGAGGAUCUACAGAGGAGUAAGUCUGCAGCAUCCAGAUCUUCCGGCUACAGCAGCAGGAAUCAUCCCGGUCCAGUGGAGGCGCUCAAACACAUGCUGUAUCGCCUGCAGGCCGUCGAACAGAAAAUCAGCCAAUCACAGCACAGUAUUACAGAUUCAGCAGAAACAGCAGAGCAGGAAACGGAAGCGGUGGAUGCUGGAAGUGGCGAGUCUUUACAAAGAGCUCUUCAUCAUCUGGACCGGCUGAAAACACUGGUGGAUGAUAUGAAUGAUAGGAAGGGCAGAGCAGGGAAUGAUGGGAUCGACUCUACAGACUGCACUAGAAUCAGCACGUAGACGUGAAGACCAGACCUCAGACUUUUAAUAAUACAGUCAAGCACAAAAUUAUUCAUACACCCCAGGCAAAUUCUGACUUAAAGUUAUUGUUCAAAUGUACAUAAAAGCAGAUAUAUAUAUAAAAUCACAAUGAUGCCUCUUGUACAUCAUGUUAGUACCUUAGUAUUCAGGUAAAUAAAACUACUUUCUGGUUGAAUAAAAGUAACUAAGCGAGAAUUUGCCAGGGGCAUGAAUACUUUCAGGCUUGGCUGUAUAUAAACACAGACAUGGCUCAUAUUUGCUUAAAGGUGUCAUUUCUAUUUUCAUUUAAAGGGACCAUUCACCCAAAAAGUCAAUUCAGUCCUCUUUUAGUCAUCCUCCACACCAGAGUUUCUUCCUUCUGCUGAACAUAAUGAAAAAUGAAUAGAAUAUGCUGGGGGGGCAACAUUGAUUUCAGAGAAGAUUUGUAGUUUUGGGUGAACUGCCCCUUUAAACUGCAUCAAGAAAAGCUUCUUUAUCAGGGGUUUGACUGAAGAGUGUUAUUUAUUUGCACAAUCAUUUAGUUUUGUAUAUAAAUAAACUUAUUUUAAACUGA